Adineta ricciae is the source of this 4968-nucleotide messenger RNA. NCBI's taxonomy places the organism in Eukaryota, Metazoa, Rotifera, Eurotatoria, Adinetida, Adinetidae. The record is from the annotation of a GenBank genome assembly.
AUGCUUAGCUGUCGAGGUUAUCUUUAUACCGUCGAAAAAACUAACGACGAAAAAAUUCUUUUUCGAUGUAAAAAUUGUGAUUGCAAAGGGCGAUGUAAAACAAAUUUAGCUAUGGAUACUAUUUUGUCUGAACCAACCGAGCAUUCACAUGCCCAAACUAUAGAUCAACUUCCAGUCAUCGAAUUGAGAAACAAAAUCAAAUCAAAAGCUGCCAACAGCGAAGAAGUCACAACUAAACCAAUAACUUCUGACAACCGAUCGCCUGAUCAACUGAAGCAAACAGAUCGCGGCGAAAACUUUCUUCUCCAUGAAGAAAAAUACUUGAUUAUUUUCACUACCAAGUCCAAUUUAUCCGUUUUGAAAAUGUGCAAACAUUGGCUUGCGGACGGAACGUUCUCGAAUACAAUCAUACAACGACCUUUACAUAUUAACAUUAUCAAAUAUAUUGAGUUAUAUUAUUCGAAAAUUAUUAUUUCCUUUGCAAUCAAGAAGAUUUUAAUGAAUUGUGAAGCAUUUACACUAGAAAAUCAAAUCGGCAGAUCUGACUCAGUUAUAAGUCAACAUGAAGAAAAGAUCAUUCAAAACAAUGAUAGUAAUGAAAUAGGAGCACAGACGGAUGAGUCUGUGAAAGAAACCUUUUUACCAUCCGGAUCAAAGACUAACAAAGGAUAUUUUAUAUUUGUAUGUUUUACAAUUAUAAUAAUUAUCAUUGGUAGUCUAAUAGUUUAUUAUAAAUCACCAGAACCACCAGGUAAAACAUGUACAUAUGUUCUUAAAUCAAUGGCCGACAGUUCAAUUGGGUUCGAUUCAUAUCCUCAAUCUGUAAAUGUUGCUGACUUUAAUAAAGAUGGUCUUUCAGACAUUAUUAUAGCCAAUGCUGGUACAAACAAUAUCGGUGUUUUUCUUCGACAAGAAGAUGGCUCAUUUUCAGAUCAAAUGAUCUAUUCAACUGGUUCUGGUUCAGCUCCAUCUGCGUUGGUUCUUGCUGAUUUUAAUCAUGAUCAACAAGUGGAUGUAGCCGUAGCAAAUUACGGUCGAAAUAACAUUGGUAUCUUUUUAGGAACGAUCAAUGGUACAUUUACAUCUCAGAAGAUUUUUUCAACUGGAUCAUCUCAUCCUAUAUGGAUCGAUAUCGGUGAUUUUAAUUCUGAUACACACAUUGAUUUAGCUGUCGUCAACUAUGGCACCGAUACGAUAGGUAUUCAUUUUGGAGAUGGUUAUGGUAAUUUCGCUCAACCUAUUUUGACUUCAACUGGAUUUGAUUCGAUUCCAUAUGCACUUGUUGUUGCUGAUCUGAACAAUGAUAUGAAAUCGGAUGUUAUCGUCGCCAAUUAUGGAACAAAUAAUAUCGGUAUAUUUUUUGGAAAUAAUGAUGGUUUAUUCGACAACCAAUUACUGAUCAACACAGGUGUUAACUCUCAACCAUUUGCGAUUAAUAUUUAUGAUUUAAAUAAUGAUACAUAUUUGGAUAUCAUUGUUACUUGUUCCGGUACAAACCGUAUUGGUGUUGUCUUAGGUCUUGGUAAUGGAUCAUUUGCAACAAUAGUAGAAUACUUUACUGGUGUUAAAGCAUAUCCCGUUUCUCUAGCCAUUGGUGAUAUUAAUAAAGACAAUAAUGCUGAUAUAGUUAUUGCUAAUUAUGCUGCUGGUAAUAUUUGUAUUCUAUUCGGAUAUGGCAAUGGUCUUUUCACAGAAUAUUCUGUUCUUUUCUCCGAUUCUCAGUAUAAUCCAUAUUCAAUUGCCCUCAAUGAUUUCAACAACGAUUCAUAUCUUGAUAUUGCUACUGUUGAUUAUAAUUAUAAUUAUUUAGAUAUUGUUCUCACAUAUAGGAGCUACAGUUUUCUCGGUCAAAUUAGUUAUUCAACAACUGGUUUGAAUUCCUAUUCUGAAUCCGUCUUCCUAGCCGAUUUUGACAAUAAUAAUCAAUUAGAUAUGGUCGUAGCCAAUUACUGGACAAAUGACAUUCUUGUCUUUCUUCGGUAUACUAACCAAACAUUUGCAGAUCAACAAAGAUAUUCAACUGGACGUUCUUCGGGUCCAACUGAUGUUAUCAGUGCUGAUUUUGAUAAUGAUAAUCAUUUGGAUAUAGCUGUUGCCAACUAUGGAACGAAUACGAUGGGUAUUUUUCUCAACUAUGGUAAUGGAACUUUUUCAAGUCAAACAACAUAUUCAACUGGUAGUAAUUCUCAACCGAUUGCACUUAGUAGUGGCUUUUUCAACAAUGAUCCAUGGAUAGAUAUCGUUAUUCUUAAUCAUCGAACUGGAAGCAUCCGCAUUUUUCUUGGAAUAGGUAAUGGAUCAUUCAUAAAUCAAGUCACUUAUUCAAUCAAUAGAAAUGCUCAACCAUAUGAUGUCAUUAUUAGUGAUUUUAAUAAAGAUAAUUGCUCAGAUAUUGCUGUUGCUAAUUAUGCAACUAGUAGUAUAAGUGUUUUUAUUGGAUAUGGCAAUGGCACUUUCUCAUCACAAAAAACAUUUUCAACAGGAUCUAAUUCCGGACCAAUAUCUCUUGUCAGCAGUGAUAUCAACGGUGACAAAUUACUUGAUAUAAUUGUUGCUAAUUAUGGUAGUAAUACCAUAGGUAUCUUCUAUGGUUAUGGAAAUGGAAGUUUUAAAUUAAACAUGACUAUUUUCACUGGUACCGAUAGUGAACCAUUAGCAAUUACUAUAUCCGAUAUGAAUAACGAUACAUUACCUGAUAUCCUCGUUACCAACUAUGGUUCCGGUAAUGUUGGAAUUUUUCUCGGUCAAGCAAAUAAUAGCUUUUCUACUCAAAUGAGUUAUUCGACAGGAGAUAAUUCAAAUCCAUAUUCAAUUGCUGUAGGCGAUUUAAAUAAUGAUGGAUAUUUUGAUAUUGCUGUAGCAAAUUAUGGUACCAGUUCUGUAGGACUUUUCUUCGGAUAUGGAAAUGGAAGUUUCUCUUCGCAAAUAACUUAUUCAACUAGAGGUUUUUCUAAUCCCAACUGUGUUGCUGUAGGAGAUUUUAAUAACGAUAGUCAUUCGGACAUUGUUGUUGUUAAUUAUUGGGCUGGUUGUUUGGAUAUCUUUCUUGGUAAUGGUAAUGGAACAUUCUAUCAUUAUAUGACUUAUUCGACUGGUUCUGGUUCGUAUCCAUAUGCUGUGGCCAUAGGUGACUUUAAUGGUGAUCUCAAAUUAGAUCUUGCAAUUGCUAAUUCUGGAACGAACAUUAUUGGUAUUUUCUUAGGAUAUGGUGAUGGAACGUUUUCUAGUCAAACAACAUACUCAACUGGCGCUGAUUCUGAACCAUAUUCAGUUGCAAUUGGCGAUUUAGAUAAUGAUAACAGAUUAGAUAUUGCGAUUGCAAAUUAUUACAGUAAUACUAUUGGAAUUUUACAAGGUUUCGGCAAUGGAUCAUUUGCUAAUCAAACGACUGUUUUAUUUAGAGCAUAUUCUGGGCCUCGUUCAAUUGUNGAAGGUGAUGGUACUUUCUCAAAUCAAACAACAUAUCCUCUUGAAGAUGGUUCUAACCCAUGGUCAGUUGUUGUGUAUGAUAUCGAUAAAGAUGGCUGUUUAGAUAUUCUGGUUGCCAACUCUUGGACUGAUGAUAUAGCAAUUUUUCUUGGAUAUGGCAAUGGUACAUUUAUGGAGCAAAUAACGUAUUAUAUUGGUGACGAUACUGGGCCGGAAGGAAUUGCUAUAGCUGAUUUUGAUAAUGAUGGUCGAUGGGAUAUCGUUAGUAACCUUCAAUUCUCGAAUCAAAUAGUUGUUGCUUAUGGGUAUGAAAAUGGGACAUUUUCAAAUAAAGUUUUCUAUUCAACCGGUACUUAUUCGUAUCCAGGUGCAGUAGCAGUUGGUGAUCUCAAUCGUGAUAACUAUGUAGAUAUAGUCGUUGCCAAUUAUGGAACUGAUGAUAUUCGUAUUCUUUAUGGACAAAGCAAUGGUAACUUUUCCAAUACGAAUUCUCUUUCAUGUGGUUACAACGCAAAUCCAGAAUUAAUUCUCAUUUUUGAUUUAAAUCAAGAUGAAAAUCUGGAUAUUGUUGUCACUAAUUCAGGUACAGAUAGCAUUGGUGUCUUUUUCGGAAGAAGCGAUGGUAUGACUUUCGAACAAAAGUUCUUUAGUACUGGUGUCGGCUCCGCACCAAAAGGAUUUGUGAUAAAUGACAUCAAUAAUGACAAACAAUUGGAUCUCAUCAUCGCUAAUUAUGGUACAAAUAACAUGGGUGUUCUACUUGGAUGUGUUAACGGAUCUUUUUUUAGUCCAUUAACUUACUCAACCGGCGAUUAUUCUCAACCGUGGCAAGUAGCACUCGGUGAUUUUAAUAAUGAUAGUCGUCUAGACGCUGUUGUCGCCAGCUUUGGUACGAAUGUUGCAGAUGUAUUUCUUGGAUUUGUUAAUCACGAUUAUUUGUCGGCACCACCUUUUUCGACGGGAAUAUCUUCUCAACCAACGUCGACUCUCGUCGUAGAUUUAAACAAUGAUACUCAAUUGGAUGUUAUCGUUGCUAAUAAUGGUACCAACAAUAUUAUGAUAAUUUUUGGAACCGGUUAUGGUACUUUUAUGAAUUCAUCGAUUUAUUCCACUGGUAAUGGUUCUCAUCCAUGUUCAGUUGCAAUUGGUCAUUUCAAUGAUGAUAAUCGAUGGGAUUUGGUCGUCGCUAAUUCAGGUACAGAUACUAUUGGAAUAUUUUUAACUGACGAAACUGGAUCGUUUUCAAAACAAAUUACUUAUUCUACUGGUUUACGUUCUCGUCCAUAUUCUGUGACUGUACUUGACUUUAAUCAUGAUACGCAUUUGGAUAUUGCUGUUGCCACUUAUGGUGCCAAUAGCAUUGGCGUUUUUUAUGGUAAUGGAAAUGGUACUUUUACGGAACAACAAAUCUUUCCAACUGGUUUCAAUUCACAUCCAUAUGCACUUGCGAUCGGUGAUAUAAAUCAAGAUAAUCUAACUGAUAUUGUUGCUACGAAUAAUGGCUUUGGAAAUUUAGACGUUCUUAUGAAAACUUGUUAA